AUGAUUUGUUUUAUAUACACACCUCGUGCCCGCUUUCCAAUUACCACGUACAAAUUGUAAAUAUUUAAACGCUUUUCAUGUCUUACACAAUAUUAGUGAUCAUCGAUUCUUAACCUUUUUCUAUUACCUGAAACCAUGGCAACCAUAUAUCUCCCAUUCAUUACACGAAGAACUAACAAAGCCACCAAACCCUGUGUCACAAUUAUUUGCCGUUUAAUAACACGGUUCGAGACUCUGUCUACAAACCAUAAAAGAACUGUGGACAGCAGGCACACACGAUGUACGUCGAAGGUAAAUUGCUUGUGUACAAGGCAAACAUUUGGAUCAUUGGAGCUAUCUUACGAUCCAUGGUCAUUGCUCCAUCAUAGAACAGUUGUCAUGACACAUAUUGUCAGUUGAUGCUGUUAAUGUAUUGUAGUUAUUGCAAUGGAAAGUUGUAGCUUGUAGGUAAAAUUAUUUUUCGUGAGUUUGAUCCUGUUUAUCUGCUAGAGUACUAGAGUACGCAAAAAGAGGAAAUGUUCUGCAUCAUAUGAUUCAAACUUAAACUUAGAAAUUAAAGAAUGUCAACCGCGUUGGAUUAUCCAAUGGCGCGAUAUCCAAGUUGGAUAACAAGAGAGCUGCGUUCUUCAACUGAAACUUCGUCCAAUCCAAAACAUGGCAAGUUUUCUACUGAAGGGAGUCGGGCGGAUAGCAACGAGUUCGUGUUAUUUGUUCGCCUACCGGCUUGGAAAAACGUGGGUAAACAUGCAGAAACUUCUAGAAAAGUCGCACCUGAGAAUAAUAUUAAGAAGAGAAGCAUAUCACUUGGUGAAAUACGAACUUUGCGCAAUUUGCAUCAAGGUGUUGAAGUUUAUAAAGUAAAGGGAACGUUGGAGCUGACGACUGGUAUUCCAUCGCAUGUAGCUCUGCUUUGUGAUAUCGACGGGAAAUGUCUCAAUGACGAUGUUUCUUUAUUAUUUGGUCAAAAUAUCAAGUCUGGAGACACACUGCACUUAAAAGUCAAAAGUGCCUAUGAAGCAAUUGUGAAAUCUGUUUGCGAAGAUCGUAUUGAAGAAGUACUUAAGCAGUUGGGCCAUCAUACAAAGGAAAAACGGGGUUUAGAAUUCAAUUUGCAAAACUUGGAAUCCGCUGUUGAAAAUAAUUUAACCCAGAAUGCGUUUUGUGCUUUGUUUUUUGCUGCAGCAAUUGGAAAGUUACAGACGUGCAAAACUAUUUUGAAAUAUGGCACUGAACCAAACUUAAGCAGUGUAAUUGGGAAUACUGCUUUACAUUCAGCCACUUAUAAUGGUCACCUGGAUAUUAUUGAACUACUCGUGGCAUAUGGAGCAAAUAUUAGGUGUCGAAACAUCCGUGGUAAAUCCCCACUUGAUGUCGCUGUGGAGUUGAGUUUAAUGGAAUGCGCGAGAUGGUUAUGGUUGAACCAGUGGUCCAUAAGCAUCACUAAAAAUUCAUUGCGAAAAAAUCCUGAAAAAUCCAUUUCAACUCCUCAUCAUCAAACUUAUGAUGUCACUCAAGAUAAACCUCGUCCAAGCUCAAGCAGUUUGUUAAGAACUCCAAACCAUGUUUCUCACCAUAUUUCUUCAUACAAAACACUGCAUCGAGAUAAACAACGACCCAGAUCAACACCAGCUAUUUGGGAAAGAAGCAAAAUGCGUAAAUCACUUCCACCAAAUUGGAUUCCUGCGCAUCCAAAGCAAGCAUGGAAAAGGAAUUCUGAUGUGAACAUAUUACAUCAACCAAAUCAAGCAACAAACAAGACUGUAUUGCCUCGAAUUACACCGGUAUUAACUCGGGAAAGAUCCAUCCCUUCAAAGCAUGAAACACGGAUGUCACCAAAUACUCCAGAUUUUGCAGUUGGUCUAAACACAAACAAACCUUCGUUAUCUCCCAUUAUUAUCCCGCAACCAAGCACAACACCAGCAUGUCUCCCCACAAAAACAUACUUACUUCAACUCAACUCAAACAAGGAUAUAAAUAUCGCACCAAAGAAAUCACCAAGACCUAAACCUCUCUGUGCUCAAAUUGAAACCAAAGCUUCUGCUGAUUUACCUGAAACAAGUCGUGAAGAAGGAGUCGAAGUUAUUGAAGUCAAUAAUCAAGAAACUAAUGAUGAUGGAAAUAAAGAUCAACCAGUCAAUCAAGAAACUAAUGAUUUAUUUCAAACCGAUCAAGUGAACAACUCUGUUGAACCAAUAUUUAGACAAAACCUAAAUCCAGAGAAUGAAGAAAAAGACCUUUUUUACUCCGUUAUGGAGAAAAAGAAAGAAGUUUCCCAACCAAGCCAAUCUACUUAUUCUGCUCAUGAAAGAGUUUCAAGCGAGAAAAAGAAAAAAGGUCAUCUCUUUGCUGAGGAAAAGCAACGCGAACUUGAAAAGCAGAAAGAAAUACGAAAAGAUAAAAGUGAAAAGGCGUACCAGGAGUGGCUAGCAUCUAAGCAUAAACAAUUCAUACAACGCAGAAAUAAUGAAACAAACCAAAUGAAAUUAAAUCCGGUUGGUUCUACUAAAGUUGAAACUGCCAACUUUGCACCAAGAAGUUGGGAAAUUACAUUUGAACAAUGGCUAGAAACUAAAAAGAACAAACAACCAACCAAAACAGAUUUGGAUACAAACAGAACUUUUCAUAAAAGAUCAAAAUCUCUUGAAAAUGGUAAGACAUUUGAUGAUUGGAUGAAAGAAAAACGAAGACAAAGCGUCGAGAAACCUUUGAACACACGAGGUCAAACUGAAGAAGAAAAACAGAAAUUAGAGGAAAUGCGCGAGCGAAAGUUUACUGCGUGGUACAAGAGUAAGGUGGAAGAAACAAAUAAGAGGAGGAGAGAGGAAGAGAAGAAAGCCAAACAACAAACGGAGGAAAUGAAACAAUAUUACGACGAUUGGAAGAAAACUCGUCGUGUGAAAUCAUUUGAAGAAUGGAAAAAACAAAAACAGAAAGAAAAACGUUUGAACAUGAUGGAUAAUGCUCAAAAGGAGUCGUUACAAUGCGUGUCGGAGUGGAUGGCGCUUGACAGACAGGAGUUGGCACAAAGUGAAUUUACAAAGUGGCGACUCCGUAAAGAAUCUCUCUCGCUUGAAAGAGCUCAGGUUGAAUUGAUGGAAGCGAGAGAAUUAAGAAAAAAGGCAGAACAGAAAGCGAGACUAAAGAGAGCCUGGUUGAAAGCAAGAACGAUGUUAAACUGGAAAAACAUCACUCUUCCUGAUAAAAGAAAUCCCUUGAAUAAAUCUGAUGACACUGGUAAAGAUUCAUUUAAAGCAAUUGAAACCAACCAAAGUGUGAACAAGCUUCAACUUGAUGAAGGGUUUUCAGAGUUUUCUGACAGUUGUGUUGAAGAUUAUGACGUAAAGAAUGUUAAAAGUGAUUCUGAACCACCUGGUUUGUUGGGUGAGUUGCUUAAAUAUGAUGUUUCUUUAAACGAAGUCGCGGAAAUAACCCCGACCCACCAUGACAGCAGUGAUGACAAUGCUCAAGUAUUAGCACAAGAUAUUCAAAUGAAACCCAACCAUAAACCAACUUUAAGUUAUUCAAAAUUUAAAGACACAGAAAAGGAUUUUGAUUCCGAAUACAAACGUUUUGAAAAACAACCUUGUAGAAGAAAUGAUAAAGUUGCAGCGGUUAGAAAUAAGUCAAAAGUUUUAAAUGGAAAAGAAAAAUCUAAAAGAAAACUUCCAGUUACACCAAGUAGUAAAAUAAGCAAAGCGUCAACUGACACAAAUACUCAGUCUUCACUUAAACUUGGAAGUAAAUUAGUUUCAUCUCCUAAAAGUCCGCCCAAAAAAGUGAAACGAAAACUGCCAGUUGUUCCACCAAGUGAAAAUGACAAAACAACCGCACAACAAACUAAACAGAAACCAGCGAGCAGUUUAGCUUCAAAUAUUUCAGAAUCUCCUGGUAUUAAAAGCUCAUCGUCAGGAAGCAAACGUGUUUCGAGUCAAACCAAACCUAGAGUUUCAAGUUACGCGAGUGUGCCGUCGAAAAUUGCUUUCUGGAAAACUGAUGAUAGAUUUAAACCAAAAACAAAACUUGUCAAACAUACUGCAACUACCGAUCUUGGUUCGAAAUUAAAACUUCAGUCAGUAGAAAGUAAGAAAACAGCAACUCAACAAAAACAAUUGAAUAAACCUGGGAAGAAGGGCCAAGAAAAUGGAAAAUAUGGAAAAAACAACCACAAUUUAAAUUCCAAUGCAAGAAAUGGAAGUGGUUUCAAAGUAAAGAAACCAUCCAACUAUCCAGGUUCAAUUUCCUCCACAAGUCUUGAAUCUCAAAGCAACACAGUGGUCACCAAACCCUCCAACAAUGUUCAGUUUAAAAAAAGUUUUCCGAAAUCUUCUGGAAGAAAACUCCCACAGCCGACUAUGAGAACAAACAAAACUCAACGGAAAGUUAUCGUUCCUAAAUCUACAGAAGCAAGUCCAACACAACAGAAUGUUAAAGACAAAGUCUUGGUUGAACCGCACACAACAGUUGUUGAUAAAGAACAAGAUAAUGUUUGUUCAAAAGUUGAUGCAAAAGUUGAGGAUGGGCCAGAUAACUUUGCAAGAGAGAAUACGAAUAAUAUUACGGGUGACGAUGAAAAUGAUGGCAAUGUAUCUGUGGAGGAACAACAUGUUGUUGCAUCACAAGUAGAUGAGAGGAUAAAGUCCGCACCAUCGGGAAGAGCAGUAAGUGAUGAUCACGGGAUCAAGAUUGAAAUAUUUCUCAAUCAUCAGGUUGGUGAGGAAAGUGAGGACGAAACGCGACAUCUUGAUGAUAAAACACAAAAGUUCAAACCUCAUAAUAGUAGCGACUGA
Molecule: messenger RNA, 4787 nt
Organism: Ciona intestinalis (vase tunicate)
Lineage: Eukaryota; Metazoa; Chordata; Ascidiacea; Phlebobranchia; Cionidae
Source: RefSeq, a predicted model, not a curated record